CCUUUUUUUUUUCUUUUUUUUUUUCCCUUCACAUUAUUUUACUCAUGUGCUCUUUACAUAUCCUUGUCAAGCUAAAUAGUCAUACUUGUCUAUAAGUACUAACCAGUUCCAGUGUUUUUUCCUCACCGUAAUAACUACUCUUUGUUAUCUCUCGCUUCUUCUUCUUCAUCAUCUUCUUCUUCAUCUUUCUCAUAAUAUUGUCGAUCGAGGUUGUUUUGAUCGAUCUAUUUUGAAGUGGUUUUGGUUAUUUUGGACAUGGAGUGGGAUUUGAAGAUGCCUCCUCCUCCUUGGGAGGUGACGACCCAAACCGAACCGGCCGCCGCCCCCGCCCCGGCCCCCGCCGCAGCCGGUUCGAGCAACCCGAACCGGACCGAGUGGUCGGUCGAUUUGAAGCUCAACGGCUUGGGGGAUUUCAACCCAAACCCUAAUUGGAGAGCGCAAUUCAAAACCCCAGCAAUUGCGAACCCUACGGCCCCUGCUUCCUCUUCCUCCUCUUCUUCCUCCUCGUCGAAGAGGGGUCGCGCCGCCAUUAAUGGCGCACAGAGCUCUUCGUGCUCGGUCGAUGGGUGUAAAGCGGAUCUGAGCAAGUGUAGGGAGUAUCACCGGAGGCAUAAGGUGUGCGAGGCGCAUUCCAAGACGCCGGUGGUGAUCGUCGCUGGUAGAGAGCAGAGGUUUUGCCAACAGUGUAGCAGGUUUCAUUUGCUUGUGGAAUUCGAUGAGGUGAAGCGAAGCUGUAGGAAGCGUCUUGACGGGCACAACAGGCGUCGAAGGAAGCCUCAGCCCGAUUCUGUAAACUCAGGGACCUUGUUUACCCUUCAUCAAGGUACAAGGUUCUCAUCAUAUCCUCUGCUUUUCCCAACUGCACCGGAAUCCAACUUUAAUGGAAUCAUUAAAUUCGAGAAUGGGGCUCUUUAUAAUAAGCAACAAAAUACAGCCACCACUGCCGCCGCUACAAACUCCUCCCACUAUUACAUGGAAGAAAGAAGGCCAUUCCACUUCGCACAAGAAAUCACUACUGAGAGCAACAAGAGCACUAAGCUGUUCUCCGAUGGCUUAAACCGGGUGAUUGACCCCUCAGAGUGUGCUCUCUCUCUUCUGUCAUCGCCUGCUCUGAUUCCAAUGGCUCAACCUUUGCAUGUUUCAGAUUUUCAGUAUGGAAAUAUUGCGCGAUUCUCUAACUUAACACCUGAUAAUGUUGAAGUAGAUGGGUUUUCCACUGUUAUAGUUUCCGAUGCUAAUAGGGAUGCAGGGAUCCAUUACCAGAGUGUAUAUCAUCUCGCCGGUGAAGAAGGCUCGUCAAAUGGAACUACUGCACAAGCUCUUCCCUUUUCUUGGCACUAGUUAGAUCCUUUUUUUCUUCUUCUUUUUCCUCUUUUUUUUUUUUUUUUUUUUAUUUUAGCUUCUGCACUCUUUUUUAA
Messenger RNA from Ananas comosus (pineapple), 1418 nucleotides. RefSeq names its product squamosa promoter-binding-like protein 16. The record is from RefSeq and is a predicted model, not a curated record. The coding region runs from base 256 to 1341 and encodes 361 amino acids. Lineage: Eukaryota; Viridiplantae; Streptophyta; Magnoliopsida; Poales; Bromeliaceae. Gene Ontology annotation, molecular function: DNA binding. The transcript has 3 exons. Gene Ontology annotation, cellular component: nucleus.